AUGGCAGCUGUUGAGACGCGUCCACCAGUCCACAGCUUCAAGAUCAGCCCGAUCAUCAGCGAAAAAUUGACUCUAGGCGGUUCAGAAGGACGACCAAGUGUGAAGUUUGACCCUGAUAGGCACUUGUCGUAUCAACAGGAUCCCAAAAUCGUGACGCUCAAAGAUAUCGGUCUCUCAGAAGAUGUUGGCAUCUCUCCGGUUGCGACUUCAGAACCUUUUCCUCUCUUCACGGAAGACGCCAUCAGUAUCAUGAGGGGCGAGAUAUUUCAGCAAGAAGUAUGGGACAACUGUCUGCACAGCACCGAAUUCGCAGGUUGUCAACUAAGGGGUCAUUGCCCAAAAUACGCACCUUUCAUGUACGAUGCGUGGAACAACCCACGGACGCUUUCCAUCGUCUCGAGGAUUGCUGGGAUCGAUCUCGUCCCGGAGAUUGAUAUUGACAUCGGCAACAUCAACGUCUCCGUCCAAGGUCCACUGAAGGACUAUGAGAAACAAGAGAAUCAAUCCGAUGACGAUAUUCCCGUCACCAAAUGGCACUACGACAGUUAUCCGUUUGUCUGCGUGGUGAUGAUGAGCGACGCUUCAAAGAUGCAAGGGGGCGAGACAGCCAUCCGAACUGGAUCAGGCGAAUUCAUCAAAGUUCGGGGUCCCCAAAUGGGCUGUGCUGUGGUGCUUCAGGGGAGACACAUCCUCCACCAGGCACUGGCUGCAAAGGGCGGCACAGAACGUAUCACCAUGAUCACCUCAUUCCGGCCUCGUGAUCCAUUUGUUCGGGAUUCCUCCGUGCUGACCAGCAUUAGACCUAUCUCGGAUCAUUCAGAGCUAUACUUCCAGUGGACAGAAUACCGUGUCGAGGUCUUGCAAGAACGCCUCGCUCGAAUGCUGAAGCUGCUGAAAGAGGAGCAUACAGCUGGCAAGAAGACCGACGCCAAAACGAUCAAAGAGUUUCUCAAGCAGCAAGAAGAAUGGCUCGCCAUCACCAAUACCGAGAUAGUCUGA
Molecule: messenger RNA, 999 nt
Organism: Exophiala spinifera
Lineage: Eukaryota; Fungi; Ascomycota; Eurotiomycetes; Chaetothyriales; Herpotrichiellaceae
Exons: 3
Coding region: 1-999 (332 amino acids)
Source: RefSeq, a predicted model, not a curated record